Molecule: messenger RNA, 1831 nt
Organism: Ogataea polymorpha
Lineage: Eukaryota; Fungi; Ascomycota; Pichiomycetes; Pichiales; Pichiaceae
Exons: 1
Coding region: 11-1030 (339 amino acids)
Biological process (GO): regulation of signal transduction; regulation of dephosphorylation
Cellular component (GO): cytosol
Molecular function (GO): protein phosphatase 2A binding
Source: RefSeq, a predicted model, not a curated record
UAAGGUGACUAUGUCCAAACCACUAUCAGUGCAGUUUACAGAGGCUCUACAGCUUGUGCAAAAACUUGACAGCUUGUCUUUGCGGAGAGAUUCUGCUGAAUACAAGGAAGAGCUGAAAAAUGUUCUUGACUCGCUGAAUUCGGUCAAGAAGUCCAUCCAGCAAAUGGCAUUAUUCAGUGUCAAUGAGGACAUUGAUGAGGUGAGUACCGGCCACUUGCGGUACUUGGCAAUCGAUUUCUAUAUUGCACAGGUCCUUGGAAAUACUGUCACCAAUAGGGCCUCCACUCUUAAGACCUGCAAUGGUUUGUAUUUACAGUUCCUUUACACCUUGGAAAAUUACGGGAUAUUAGAUAAAAAGCAGCGAUCUAAAUUGGACGCGAUAAAAACAUCAUAUGACCCGCAAAUUGACGAACUGCGCUCGGACGAUCCUGUGACGAGAAGACAAAGCAAGAUCGACGAGUUCAAGAUGACGAAAGACUUCGAAGAGAAGCUUAAGAUCCUGGAGUCGUCAGAUUUCCAUAGUCUGGACGAUGAGGUAGUGAGACAAGUCUACCUUGAUCAGCUCAGAUACUUUGCUUUGAAGUCGUUCCAGAGCAUUGAGUCGAAUCUGAUGGAAAUUGAGCUUCUUGCCAACAUGCCUGUUCGCCCCAUUGAACCGAUUCAGGAGCCGGAUGAAAGAGAGAAACAGAAGAAAUUCGACGAAACUUACACUGACAAAGUGGAGUCCAUAACUAAUCCGAUAUUGUCAAAGGACGGCAAGGUUCUGCGGCCUUUCACGAUUGUGCCAUCCCGUGACCAGCUACAGAAGAAGGUUUUUGGAACGGGCCAGGUUCUACCCACGAUGACCGUGGAAGAGCUUGUGGACCAAGAACUGGCAAACGGGGGCAUGGUCAAGGAAUCCUUGCCAGAAAAAGAAUUUGACGAGGAUAAUGAAGACGAUGUCGACAAGCUCACAUACAAGAACCGCGAAUGGGACGAGUUCACUGACAACAAUCCCAGAGGAAGCGGAAACACGCAGAAUUUGGGCUGACAGGAGUCGUGCACGCUUCAUAUUUGGAAAAAUAUACAAUCGAAAAAUAAACUGAGCAGAGAAAAAACGGACACGAGUAGGGGCGCCAUGAGUUCGUUUGUUCCUGCGCAAUUUAGCUCUUUCACCACGAAUUUUGACUUUGACAAGCUGAAGGUAAGAAUUUUCCAGAGCAAUGGGGCUCGAGGUAUACUGACUCGUAGACUGAUACGACAUCGUCUUUCCAAAGCCGACUUCGGUCGCUCAGAAGUCCACAAGACUUCUUCGAUUUCAGAAGAAUGAGCAAACCAAGCGGCAUAUUCGAAGCUCAGCAAAGAGUGAAUUUCAACUUGACAUACUUUAGCUCAAACUACAUACUCAUCACAGGCAUCAUUUGCUGCUAUUGCAUUCUGACCAACCUUUUAUUGUUUUUCAUUUUAGCAGCCGACGCGCUUGUUGUUUACCUGACACAGCUGCUGUUCAAAAGUUCGGACGAGCUUCAGUUCAGAGGUUGCAAGGUGUCCAAAUCAGCAAUUUACUCCACUCUUUUGUUGAUCAAUCUACCAUUGCUUUUCGUGGCCAACCCCUUUACCACCUUGAUCUGGCUGGCAACAGUGAGUGCUGGAGUCGUUCUGCCCCAUGCUGUCUUCAUGGAGAAGCCAAUAGACGCCUCCUUUGCCGAAGUCGUUUAGGUAUACUAAUGAACGCUAUUAUCCACCAACCACACCUGACACCUCCCUUGUAGCUUUAUCUAAACUUAAUUGCUAGCUGAUUAUUUUUGACGGCAAAUUGUUGCACUUGAUUCCACCAUGGGAAACCCCACCC